GCCGGUUUGCAUCAGCUAGCUUUAGCCUUUAGCAGACGCCUGGAACGAUAUGUUUACUUUCACUUCCGGGUCACGUGCUUUCUUAACGUAGUUCUUCAAAACGGAAAAUGAAAAAAGGAAUUUGCAAAAACCUAAAUUGGACGGUUAUUUGAAUUUGCUUUGUUUUUUAAAAAAAAAACCCAAACAUUCUUCGCUUUUUGGUUCAAACGAAAAAACAAACUAUCAAAACGCACACGGACCGAAGAGAUUUUUUUUCUCCCAGUCCUAAUGAAAAUAGGUAACUCUGGUCCACACUCCAGCGUAGCAGGUGGCAGUACACCAACGCUAUUCGAAGAAGAAGAAGAAGAAGAAGAAGAAGAAGAAGAAGAAGAAGAAGAAGAAGAAGAAGAAGAAGAAGAAGAAGAAGAAGAAGAAGAAGAAGAAGAAGAAGAACAACAACCCGGUUGCCUAGCGACCAGUGGAAAUGUAGCGUCAGCUAGCUAGCUAGCUAGCUAGGUGAUCUGCUAACACAUGUAUUAUGCCCCAUAAAACAGCGUAUAAAUGCCACCAAAAAGAAAAGGACCAUUGCAACUUGUCCAGAGAGAAGUGGACGAAAUAAAAAAACAGGUUGACAGUCUGGUGAAGGAUGUGCAGAGUCAGGAUGGAUCCACUGAAGAGGCAUUUCGGAGAUGUCAAGAACUGCAGAUGUCGACAGAGAAGACACUAAGGACGCUGAAGAAACUGACCAAGGCGGAUGAGCUGGCUCCGGUGGGGAGCUAUGAUGAGCGGAAGCAGGAAGAGGAGAGACGACUGCAGAACAUCUUGGAGCGUGUAAACACCCUCUCUCUGGAGCUUUCACCACCAGGACCCAGUACUGCUGCAGGGGAUGUGUCAAAGCAAGAUAGUGAGGAUGAUGAUGAUGACGAAGACAGUAACGAUGAUGAUGUUGACAGUGAUGAAGAUGAAAAGCGAACUGCGAAACCGACCUCUCUGUCAGACCCUCACAUCUACACAGUCCUCAGUGAUUUCAAAGGAGAACAGGAGGGAGAUCUGUCUGUUCAGAGGGGGCAGGUAUUGAGGAUUAUCAGGACGACAGCAGAUGGAUGGUGGCUGGCUCAGGACACUAAAGGCAACAGAGGAGUGGUUCCAAAAACCUACCUGAAGAUUGGCUCUGGUGUUGAUGAUGAUGAUGAAGAUGAUGAAGAUGACGAAGAUGACAGCGGCGAUGAAAAGGACGACGAUGAUGAAAAUGAGGAGGAGAAGGAAGAGCAAGAUGGUGAAGAACUGACUGAUGACAGAGAGAAACAGAGCGGCACUUCACAUUCCAACUGGUGUACUGUCAGAAAGGCGUUGACUGAGAUUGAUGCAACAGAUGUGCUCUCUGCCAUGGGAGCUAUACCUUCAGGAUUCAGACCAUCAACUCUCAAUAAACUGCUGGUGGAGGAAGGUGUAACAUACAGAGGAAGUCACUAUAUUCAGCCUGAGCUCAGCCAAUCACAACUCUCCUUUAGUGACCUCUUCCUGGACCCAGACACUGGCAGGGUCCGUGCUCGGCAGGUCAGGUCUUGUGUUUGUUUCACUUUAUGGAGCUGCAGGAUGAUUCCUACUCCUGGGGUUGGAGUUCAGGUGCUCAGCAGACACAUCCGCCUCUGUGCCUUUGAUGGAACUCAGGUGUUGAGUAACAUCCACACAGUGAGGGCAACGUACAACUUCAAGAGCCCCAAGACCUGGAGCUUCUCUCCAAGGAUGACAGGUAUCUUACCCACCCUGCUAGAUGGAGAAUGUUUCCUACGCUGCAACUCUGCAUCUCCUGACCUCGGCAUCCUCUUUGAACUGGGAGUCACUUUUAUACGGAACUCCACAGGUGAGAGAGGAGACCUGAGCUGUGGCUGGGCUUUCCUCAAACUGACCGAUGACACUGGAAAUCCACUCCCCAACAGGACCUAUGAGCUGCCAGUGAACGGUGGCACUCCUUACGAGAAGGAUGUUGCGGUGGAGGCAUCAGUCACUAGAGGAUCUCCAGCUGGUGUUUUCCAGCAGAUGCUUCAGGCCAGGCGGCAGCCAAAACUGAUCGUAAAGUUGAAAUCAGCCAACAGCCGGACCAGAACGCAACUCAGUCUCCUUCCAGACACUCUGCUGCACUGUCUGAGCUGCGUCCACCUGCUGGCUUUACACAGGCAGCUGCUAGCUGACACACUACUGAUGGACAGGCCUACCAUGCAGAAUGCAGAUCUGAUAUGUAGUCCUAUUCUUUCUACCUUCCCUGUGCUGUUGGACCAGCCAGACGUGCUGGAUGCUCUCAGGAGUGCCUGGCUGGAUGCUGAAACCAACAUGAGCAGAGCGCAAAAGAGAAACUUGUUCUAUGUAAAACAGGAAUUUGUUAAAGUCUACAUGUCAUCCGUCUAUUUCCUCCUCCACUCGCCCUCACUGCCCUGUCAUCGCUGGGCGGACCCGCCCUCAGAGGAGCAGCGGGCCAGAGUCAUCUACGCCACCCUGGAUUCUCUCAAACACACCCAGCACACCACCGGCCAAUCUGGAGGCCCAGAGGUCUUUGUCGACCCCAUGCAUCAGCAUCUUGCCUUUGAUGUCACAGAGUUGACCUUUGACCUCCUCCGUGUGGCACGGUAACAGUAACAUUACAUCACUCAGAGGGAAGGUACAAUUUGAAGUUGAUUAUGUUUUUUUAAUGUAAAAAAUGUAAGUGUAUUGUAGACAUAAGUUUGGUUUAUUAAAAAGAUUAACACCUUAAAUGUGCCGUAAAUACAUUUUGGAACAUUUAAAAAUAAAUGUAAACUUAAAGGAUAAGUCUGGUGAUAUUCUAUAUUUUGUUAUUGUCAAUAAUACCCAUGAAAAGACAAAAAACAAAAAUGUUUUAGUCCAUUUCUCAAUCACAAAGCCCAUUGUUGCCCAUUGAAUUUUAAAAAUUUUCCAAAAUAUCUAGACACUGGGUUGUUAGCAAACAUUACUCAAAUAGGAGUAAAUACUGUAUUUGUUGGGGACUAUUUUCAGCUGUGGAUUAAUACACAUUUGGUGUUCUAGUUUACAGCAGCAGGACCCUGUAUGUGGGAUUGACUAAAGAAUAAACUACAGUACCCGUGUUUAUUGUAAUGAAGGAACAUGUCACCGAGUGCAACAGUGUGGCUCACAGAUGUUUUUUAAAUCUGGACAAUUUUUGGACAACAAUGGAGGUCUAUGGCACAGAGGAAUGAAUUAUAUCAGGCUUUGGAUACAGUACUGGAUGAAUACUUAGUUUUGGCCUUUUGUUGGGUUUUUUUGACAACAGCAAUAAUAUAGAUUUAUCCUUUAAGUAAAUGUGGGAGACCAUAACCGCCAACAGACUCCUUGCCUCUACUCUGCAUUGUAACAGAAAAUUAAGUGGUCUCAUUUUUGAGAAAUACUAACACAUACAUAACAUACAGCACUUACACAAUUACAUCUUUGUUUACCUUGUGAUUACAUGAGAUACUGAUUAUGGCUAUUGAGCCUGUUAAUUGCGAAGGUGUGAAAUAAAAUGUUAAGCAAAUGUGGACACUGCUAACAUUAUUCUCUUAUCAAAGAUCCCUCUUUAAUCGAAUCAUGGAGUUCACUCUGCUCUUCUUAAAGUACAGUAACUAAAACAGGUUACAGUAAUAAGGGAGGAAACCUUUAUGAGACCAAAACAGAUUUCUGUAAUAAUAGAGCCAAUAGUGACAUUAUUAACAUAUUUUGAUACUGCUAUUUAUUGCCAAAUUGUGUUGUAUUUUUUAAUAAACAUUAUUAAAAUUGUU
Messenger RNA from Siniperca chuatsi (mandarin fish), 3746 nucleotides. It is a transcript of the gene nphp1, whose product is annotated as nephronophthisis 1. NCBI's taxonomy places the organism in Eukaryota, Metazoa, Chordata, Actinopteri, Centrarchiformes, Sinipercidae. The record is from RefSeq and is a predicted model, not a curated record. Gene Ontology annotation, molecular function: protein binding. Bases 541 to 2607 code for a protein of 688 amino acids. Gene Ontology annotation, biological process: protein localization involved in establishment of planar polarity. Gene Ontology annotation, cellular component: cilium; cytoplasm. The transcript has 20 exons.